UGUUAUAGUUAAAGCAGUGACAAAAAAUUAUGUAUUUCGGUAGUCGUGUAUUUUGUGUAUGAUUUAAAAAUCAACCGCAUGUGUCGAACACGUUUUCCGUGGCCAUAUUGUUGAAAGAUAUAGUAAAACGAUUUCUCUUAUCUAUUUUAGGAUAGUCAGGGUCUAUCCUCACUCAUUCCAAGAUGGGAGCCUACCGUUACGUGCAGGAGCUGUACCGAAAGAAGCAGAGCGAUGUGAUGCGCUAUCUGCUGCGUGUUCGCGUUUGGCAGUAUCGCCAGCUAACCAAGUUCCAUCGUGCCCCAAGGCCCUCUCGCCCCGACAAGGCUCGUCGCCUCGGAUACAAGGCAAAGCAAGGCUUCUCGAUCUUCCGUGUUCGUGUGCGCCGUGGUGGUCGCAAACGUCCAGUUCACAAGGGUUGCACCUAUGGCAAACCAAAGAGCCAGGGUGUGAACCAGCUGAAACCGUACCGCUGUCUGCAGUCCGUGGCUGAGGAACGUGUCGGUCGUCGUGUUGGAGGUCUCCGUGUGUUGAACUCCUACUGGGUUGCUCAGGAUGCCGCGUACAAGUACUACGAGGUGAUUAUGGUCGACACCGCCCACAAGGCUAUCCGUCGUGACGCCAAGGCCAACUGGAUCUGUAACGCGGUUCACAAGCACCGUGAACUGCGUGGUCUCACGUCGGCCGGCAAGAGCAGCCGUGGAUUGGGCAAGGGUUACCGUUACGCUCAGACCAUCGGAGGAUCGCGCCGUGCCUGCUGGCGCCGACGCAAUCGUCAACAUAUGCGCCGUUAUCGUUAAGUGGUUGCAGCUACUGCGAUUGCUUAAUUGGUUUGCUGAUCGUCUUAUCCUCUCGCGUCUUGUAUGUGGAAUUUAUUUUUGCAUAGGAGUGCAAUAAAAUGUUUGAAAAGUC
Messenger RNA from Toxorhynchites rutilus septentrionalis, 909 nucleotides. It is a transcript of the gene RpL15, whose product is annotated as 60S ribosomal protein L15. Gene Ontology annotation, biological process: cytoplasmic translation. Bases 183 to 797 code for a protein of 204 amino acids. NCBI's taxonomy places the organism in Eukaryota, Metazoa, Arthropoda, Insecta, Diptera, Culicidae. The record is from RefSeq and is a predicted model, not a curated record. Gene Ontology annotation, molecular function: RNA binding; structural constituent of ribosome. The transcript has 3 exons. Gene Ontology annotation, cellular component: cytosolic large ribosomal subunit; ribosome.